UGACGUCAACACUGACGAGCAGAAACUAGAGUGACUCUGUGUCUCUUUAUAAAUGUCUUUCACACGUCCUGACGUUUUGUUGUUCCAUUGAAAUUGUCUCAUUCAGAAUCCACCGUUUGCUGUGAAUGUUCAGAAAGAAACGCUUCGUUGCCUUCCAUGUACAACAUCCACACAUCAGGUACAUCAGGUGGGUGACGUGGGUGUCAUGUUUCAUCUGCUGGCGGGAACUGUCUGGUGUCCGUGCCAUGACAACUAGCCUUGCCUUUUCCAUAAUACCAAAGGUCACCGUCAAGAGACUUUAUGGCCAUCAGUCCACAUUUCAGUCCAACCGGGAAGUUAACUCGUCUAUUUUUGUGGCUUCACCGGAGCUUGAGAGACACUGGGAUUCAGUUUUUACUGGAAUAUAUAUAAGGAUAAUGCCGUCCACUAAAAAGACUCUGUUUUUUCUGUCCAGUGCUUUGGCUACUGCCCUAUCUAUUGGUGUGAUGGGGUUCAGCAUGUCAACAGUGUGGGCUGAGACGGCCAUGGAGUGUUCAAGAGGGAAUGACAUCUUCAAUGGCACCGGAAUCAUCACUUUCCAGCUUUUUGUUGGGAUUUUUGACGGAGAAUCAUGUCCUUCGUUUGAAAAAAUACAGACAUUUGAAAUGAUUCCUCAGCUGACAGAAGUUGGAGUUACCCCAGUCGCCCUGCACGCUUUGGUCAUAUUCCUGUCGGUCCUGUGUCUGCUGUUUUCUGCCAUCAGCAUCAUCAUCAGUGCCUACAACAGUGUCAGUAACCCCUAUGAGACCUACAUGGGUCCUAUUGGUGUUUAUGUCUGCAGCUCAGUCAGCGUGUGCCUCUCAGCUAUUGUCCUGAUCUUAUUUGUGCUGAACAUCAAACUGCACUACGUAAACAUAGCGGACGUUGUGGUGGAGAACUUAAAUGUGAUAGAUUCACCCGUUGACCUGAGGGAUAUCUCUUCUAAGAUGCUGAUGGGAUACUAUCUGAUCAUCCCAUACACUGUGCUCUCUCUCACCGCCAUUGGCAUCAUAUACGUGUAUGACCACACAGCCUAUAAACACAGGCGAGAACAGGAGAGACCUACGGAGGACGCACCCAAGGAGAUAAUGAUGUAUUAAUAACAAAAGAGUCUGUUUAAAUCGUUCACCAGGACAGUCUGGAGUCACCUAACAUCAUGAAAAUAACAAAGAUUGUGUAUAAUACAGUAGAAUAUGGAUGUACAGCUUCAAUUCCAACCAUGUUAGGACAGUGGUUUUAUAAUCUCCAUGUAAUCUGAGUACAUUAGCAUGUAAAUAACUUAAAAUCUAUUUAUUUUAUUUGCAAUCGUAAAACUACUCCGAUACCACUGAAUGUAUCAUCAGGUGAGCUGAGCAGGUGAGCAGCAAUGAUGUCAGCAGUAGCAGUAGGGCUGGGCAAUAUUUACAUCUAUAUCAAGACACGAGACAAGGCGUGGACUUACAUUUCAAAUAUUGUGUGAUCACUUUUCCAGGUUUUAAAGCAGAGGUCUCAAACUCGUGCCCCCCCAUUGAUUUAAUGCGGCCCGUCAUUUAAUAUCAAGCUUUAAUGAAUUGUUUCUGUAUGUUUUUGUUAUUGUGAACUGUCUAUCAUUCCAUAAUUAAAACAAAAACUUUUAUUUUGAAAUUUGUGAUAUGAUUCAAAAGAUAAUUGUAAGCUCUUAUCUCCCACCCAUACUAAACUGUUGAGUUUGAGACCCCUGUUUGCAUUGAUAAUCAUCACAUUUAUAAUGUAAUGUACAAAUGUAAAUAUCCUUCAUCUAACUUUAAAAAAAACAAAGAAAUAAACCAGGUAUUUAAACCAUUUCAAGCAUGUAAUACAGAUGAAAGACAGUAGAUAUUUUUUUUAUUUUAGAGUGCAUUUACAGUGUAUUGUCACUCUCCUUUGAAGAAAACUUUGUUCAGAGAAACAACCUGUGUUGCAGCUUUAUAUCUCGAUAUAUCUCGAAUAGCGCGACAUUUGAGAUUUCUUUCCUGUAUCGAGUCAGCAGUUUGGGAAUACCUGACGUGGCGACAAAAGUAGUACAGACUGAAACCAGUUUAAGUAUUAAUCAUUUAAAUCAAAUUCAAAUCUAUCUGUUCCUAUAUUUCUGCUCACCAAAAAAUGUGGUUUAUUACGAGUCAAUCUCCUAAGUUGUUUAGCAUAUCUCAAUGGAAAUACCUGUAAAUAAAAGCUGAACUAUUGAA
Solea solea (common sole) is the source of this 2201-nucleotide messenger RNA. Its product is annotated as clarin-3. Bases 126 to 1118 code for a protein of 330 amino acids. The transcript is spliced from 3 exons. The record is from RefSeq and is a predicted model, not a curated record. NCBI's taxonomy places the organism in Eukaryota, Metazoa, Chordata, Actinopteri, Pleuronectiformes, Soleidae.